Malassezia restricta is the source of this 1947-nucleotide messenger RNA. Its product is annotated as phospholipase C. The record is from RefSeq and is a predicted model, not a curated record. Gene Ontology annotation, molecular function: hydrolase activity, acting on ester bonds. The coding region runs from base 1 to 1947 and encodes 648 amino acids. NCBI's taxonomy places the organism in Eukaryota, Fungi, Basidiomycota, Malasseziomycetes, Malasseziales, Malasseziaceae. The transcript has a single exon.
AUGCUAGUGCAUCUUCACAUUGCGGCACUUGCCGCGCUGGCAGCUUCGUCCGCGUGGGCCAAGCAGGCCGAAGAAAAGUGGUACAACCCGAAUGGCGUGAACCCUGAACUGAAGAAGCUCACCAAGAUUGUGCUUUUCAUGCAGGAGAACCGCGCCUUUGACCACUACUUUGGUACUAUGCCGGGUGUUCGUGGUUUCCAAGAUCCAAACGUGAUGGUCUCGAACAACACAGGCAAGACUGUCUUUCACCAGCCCGUUGACGAUUCCAUCCUGAUCCCAGCACCACCGAAACAUGUGAAGGAGAUCAAGCCUUUCUACCUGAAUUGGGCUGGCGCCGAGUGGAAUGACAAGACCCAGUGUAUGGUGGCCGGUACGAACAGCUGGCAAGCGAACCAUGCCGCGUGGAACAAGGGCAACAAUGAUCACUGGGCCCUCGGCAACAAUGUGUACAGUUUGGGCUACUACCAUAAGGACGAUAUUCCCAUUCAGUAUGAGCUGGCUGACAAAUUCACCGUGGGUGAUAUGUACUUUGAGUCCGUGAUUGCUUCUACGAUUCCCAACCGCGUGUCGUGGUGGACAGGCACCAUCAAUCCACCACACGGCAGUGAGGUUCCCGGACCCAAUGUGCUCAGGGGUGGUCCUGUCGUGGACAAUGACGUCAUUCCAGGCUGCAAGCCUGCUAGCGGUGGUGGCUUGUACACAUGCGUGCCCUUCGACUGGAAGACGACAGCAGAGUACCUGCAAGAGAGGGACAUUUCUUGGCGUGUGUACCAGGAUAUCGACAACUUCUUCGACGAUACUCUCUACUACUUUAAGAAAUUCCAAGCUGCUGCACUAAAGGGUGAGGAAAUGGCUGAGCGCGGUCUCACUUUCCCUGGCUUGGAGCGCUUUUACGAAGACGCUCGCACAGGAAACUUGCCGGACGUGUCGUACAUCAUGGCUCCUACCAACCUUGUAGAGCACCCACCGAUGCGCCCCCAGGAUGGUGGCUGGCUUCAAAAGGAGGUGGCUAAUGCUGUUAUGAACGGAAAGGACUGGAACUCGACGGCGCUUAUCUUCUCGUACGACGAGACAGGCGGCUGGGCCGAUCAUGUCAUGGCACCUCACGCCCCGCAGAGUGUCAAGAGUGAGUGGAUGACGGAUCCUUUCGACAAGAAGCUCGGUAACCAGCCUAUUGGCCCUGGCUACCGUCUUCCUUUCUAUAUUAUUUCGCCGUAUACGCAGGGUGGUCAUGUGUUCACGGAGCAUACGACACAUGAAAGUCAGAUCAUGUUCUUGGAGAAGUGGGCCGAAGCGCAUGGCAAGCCAUUCUACACCAAAGAAAUCCCUAAGUGGCGCCGUGAGCAAUACAGUGAUUUGGUGAAGGCCUUCGACUUCAGCAAGAAAGAAAGCAAAGUCGUGCCCCUCCCGCAGAUUCCUGAUGCCUCCAAGGACCUUCUCACCGGUCUGUACAAUGGUGGUAUCAAGUGCCUCGCUCGCAACUUGGGCCAGCGUCCACCUGUUCCAUAUGAGCGCCAGGACGAAAGCAAUACUUUGGAGACGACGAAGGGAUUUAAACCCGUGCGUGGUGACUUGACAGAGGGCCGUCGUUUGACCUUCGAGGCGCAUGGACGUGCCCUCAGCCAUGCGAACGCCAAGCUUGGCACAAGCCGUUCAAAUAUCGACCACGACGGCGAUGACCAGCUCUUCGUGCUUCAAUGGCUUGGCACAGCGCCAAAGGACAACCGCUUCCAUAUCACGACCGAAAAGGGUCACUACAUUACCAAAGACCUUUCCUUGAGUGGAAACAAGCAUGAGGCUGGUGUCUUCUCUAUUAAGGACAUGGGCAACGGCGUCGGCUAUAAGGUAACUGAGUUGCACGCCCACAAGCAGCUUUCCAUCCAAAAGAAUGGUGAAGUGUCGUACGGUGAUGCAUCCUACCUCAAGAUCUAUAGUGUUACUCGUUAA